Oncorhynchus masou masou (cherry salmon) is the source of this 5363-nucleotide messenger RNA. RefSeq names its product FK506-binding protein-like. Bases 68 to 460 code for a protein of 130 amino acids. Lineage: Eukaryota; Metazoa; Chordata; Actinopteri; Salmoniformes; Salmonidae. The record is from RefSeq and is a predicted model, not a curated record. Gene Ontology annotation, molecular function: protein binding. The transcript is spliced from 2 exons.
CAGCUACAGCCGAGCCAUCAAACUCCUCAUCACCCUAAAACUACACACCCGGAGAGAAGGGGAGGCGAUGACUCCGAUAGAGGAGGAGGAGGAGGAGGAUGAGGAGACGGAGAAGAAAGAUAGCCUAGAGGCCCCUACAGAUCGUCAGUACCGUUCCACCAAGGCCUCUCUCUACUCCAACCUAUCCCUAUGUCAGCUGAAACUGGGCCAGUGGUCCCGGGCCAGAGGGUGUGCCUCCAGAUCCACGCUGCUAGAGCCCCAAGGGCUGAAGGCCUGGUACCGCCUUGGGCAGGCCAACCUGGAGGCAGGGGAGCUGGAAGAGGCCGACAGGGCCUUCAGAAAACUACAGGAGCUCCAGCCUGACUCUCCCUCUGCCCUGAGAGGACUGAGAGAGGUGGGGAGGAGGGAGCGAGAGACGAAUAGCAGACUGGGACAGAGACUUGGCAAGAUGUUCAGCUGAAGAGGGAGAGUGAGAGAGGACUGCUAGCCAACUGGGACAGGAACUGAGUCAAAUGUUCAGCCAAGAAGGAGAGGGUGACAAUUAGCAGACUAUUUUUUUUCAUCCACAAAUAGUCUUAGGCUGCGUUUAUAUAAGUAGCCCAAUUCUGAUAUUUUUUCCAAUAUUGGUCUUUGACCAAUCACAAGUAAAAUAAAUAUCAGAAUUGGGAUGUCUGUGUAAAUAUGGGCACUGGAUUAUGAGAUUUAAGUGUCAGUCAUUUUUUUUUCUUGAACUGUUAAGACACUGGAGCUGUUCUAGAAAAGACAUUUAAGAAGUGGUUUAGAAAUUAGCUGGAAUUAUGGGAAGGACGGCCUUUCACAAACUGUCCUGGGGACACCAAGAGCCACACAGAGGUUUUUGCCCUAGCACUACAUUACUAAUUCAAAUCAUCAAAGUUUGACGAUGAGUUAGUUAUUUGAAUCAGCUGUGUAGUGUCAGGGCACCCCAGUUAGAAACGCUGGGGCAGGAUUAGGGUUGUAAAGGGAGGGUACAACACAAAUGAGUGGCUACUCUGACAAAUCAGUCUGGUCUUGACAUCAAACAAACAAUAGCCCAGGCCAAUGAUACGGGAAAAAAGAUUGCACAUCUUAGAUACACAUAGGAGGAGAUAUCUAUCUACACACACACACGUACAGUUGAAGUCAGAAGUUUAUAUACACCUUAGCCAAAUACAUUUAAACUCAGUUUUUCACGAUUCCUGACAUUUAAUCCUAGUAAACAUUACCUGUCUUAGGUCAGUUAGGAAGAUCACUUUAUUUUAAGAAUGUGAAAUGUCACAAUAAUAGUAGAGAGAAUGAUUUAUUUCAGCUUUUAUUUCUUUCAUCACAUUCUCAGUGGGCCAAAAGUUUACAUACACUCAAUUAGUAUUUGGUAGCAUUGCCUUUCAAUUGUUUAACUUGGGUCAAAUGUUUCGGGUUGCCCGUUUCGGGCCCAUUCCUCCUGACAGAGCUGGUGUAACUGAGUCAUGUUUGUAUAGGCCUCCUUGCUCACACACGCUUUUUCAGUUCUGCCCACAAAUUUUCUAUAGGAUUGAGGUCAGGGCUUUGUGAUGGCCACUCAAAUACCUUGACUUUGUUGUCCUUAAGCCAUUUUGCCUCAACUUUGGAAGUAUGCUUGGGGUUAUUGUCCAUUUGGAAGACCCAUUUGCAACCGAGCUUUAUCUUUCUGACUGAUGUCUUGAGAUGUGGCUUCAAUAUAUCCACAUCAUUUUCCUCCCUCAUGAUGCCAUCUAUUUUGUGAAGUGCACCAGUUCCUCCUGCAGCAAAGCACCCCCACAACAUGAUGCUGCCACCCCCAUACUUCACGGUUGGGAUGGUGUUCUUUGGCUUGCAAGCCUCCCCCUUUUUUCCUCCAAACAUAACGAUGGUCAUUAUGGCCAAACAGUUCUAUUUUUGUUUCAUCAGACAAAAGGAAAUUUCUCCAAAAAGUACAAUCUUUGUCCCCAUGUGCAGUUGCAAACCGUAGCCUGGCUUUUUUAUGGCGGUUUCGGAGCAGUGGCUUCUUCCUUGCUGAGCGGCCUAUCAGGUUAUGUCGAUACAGGACUCGUUUUACUGUGGAUAUAGAUACUUUUGUACCUGUUUCCUCCAGCAUCUUCACAUGGUCCUUUGCUGUUGUUCUGGGAUUGAUUUGCACUUUUUUACUAAAGUACGUUCACCUCUAGGAGACAGAAAGCGUCUCCUUCCUGAGCGGUAUGAUGUCAGUGUGGUCUCAUGGUGUUUAUACUUGCGUACUGUUGUUUUUACAGAUGAACGUGGUACCUUCAGGCGUUUGGAACCAGACUUGUGGAGGUCUACACACUUUUUUUCUGAGGUCUUGGCUGAUUUCUUUUGAUUUUCCCAUGAUGUCAAGCAAAGAGGCACAGAAGUGGGUCUUGAAAUACAUCCACAUGUACACCUCCAAUUGACUCAAAAGAUGUCAAUUAGCCUAUCAGAAGCUUCUAAAUCAUGACAUUUUGUGGAAUUUUACAAGCUGUUUAAAGGCACAGUCAACUUAGUGUAUGUAAACUUCUGACCCACUGGAAUUGUGAUACAGUGAAAUACUCUGUCUGUAAACAAUUGUUGGAAAAGUUACUUGUGUCAUGAACAAAGUAGAUGUCCUAACCGACUUGCCAAAACUAUAGUUUGUUAAAACGAAAUUUGUGGAGUGGUUGAAAAAUUAGUUUUAAUGACUCCAACCUAAUGUAAACUUCUGACUUCAACUGUUCAUACACACACACACACUACCGGUCAAAGGUUUUAGAACGCCUACUCAUUAAAUGGUUUUUCUUUAUUUGACUAUUUUUCUACAUUGUAUAAUUAAUAGUGAAGACAUCAAAGCUAUGAAAUAUCACAUGGAAUAAUAUAGUCUAAAAAAGUGUUAAACAAAUCAAAAUAUAUAUUUUAUAUUUGAGGUUCUUCAAAUAGCUACCCUUUGCCUUGAUGACAGCUUUGCACACUUUUGGCAUUCUCUCAACCAGCUUCAUCUGGAAUGCUAUUCCAACAAUCUUGGAGUUCCCACAUAUGCUGAGCACUUGUUUGCUGCUUUUCCUUCACUGUGCUGUCCUACUUAUCCCAAACCAUCUCAAUUUGGUUGAGGUCGGGGGAUUGUGGGGGCCACAAUGGUAAAAUAGCCCUUACACAGCCUGGAGGUGUUUUGAGUCAUCGUCCUGUUGAAAAACAAAUUAUACUCCCACUCAGCCCAAACCAGAUGGGAUGGCAUAUCGCUGCAGAAUGCUGUGGUAGCCAUGCUGGUUAAGUGUGCCUUGAAUUCUAAAUAAAUCACAGACAUUGUCAUCAGCAAAGCACCCCCCACACAAUAACACCACCUCCACGCAUAAUGGUGGGAAAUACACAUGCGGAGAUCAUCCGUUCACCCACACCGCCUCUCACAAAGACACGGCGGUUGCAACCACAAAUCUCAAAUUUGGACUCCAAACCAAAGGAUACAUUUCCACCAGUCUAAUGUCCAUUGCUUGUAUUUCUUGGCCUAAGCAAGUCUUCUUCUUAUUGGUGUCCUUUAGUAGUGGUUUCUUUGCAGCAAUUCGACCAUGAAGGCCUGAUUCACGCAGUCUCCUCUGAACAGUUGAUGUUGAGAUGAGUCUGUUACUUGACCUCUGAAGGAUUUAUUUGGGCUGCAGUUUCUGAGGCUGGUAUCUCUAAUGAACGUAUCCUCUGCAGCAGAUAAGCAGACAGUUUCAUCAUAUCGCCAGACAGUUUAAUCAUAUCGCUUGGUUUUUGCGACUGCAUUUUGAAGAAACUUUCGAAGUUCUUGUUCUGUAUUGACUGACCUUCAUGUCUUUAAAAAAUAAUGGACUAUUGUUUCUCUUUGCUUUUUUGAGCUGUUCUCCAAAUAGGGCCAUCUUCUGUAUACCACCCCUGCCUUGUCACAACUGAUUGGCUCAAACACAUUAAGAAGUAAAGAAAUUGUGCAAAGUGCAAAGCUGCAAUCAAGGCAAAGGGUAUCUAUUUGAAGAAUCUAAAAUAUAAAAUAUAUUUUGAUUUGUUCAACACUUUUUUUUUUUUUUUUUGGUUCCUAUGUGAUUCCAUAUACAGUGGUGGAAAAAGUACUCAAUUGUCAUACUUGAGUAAAAGUAAAGAUGCCUUUUAAUAGAAAAUGACGCAAGUAAAUGUGAAAGUCACCCAGUAAAAUACUAUUUGAGCAAGAGUCUAAAAGUAUUUGGUUUUAAAUAUACAGAAGUAUCAAAAGUAAAUGGGAUUGCUAAAAUAUAUUUAAAUAUCAAAUGUAAAAGUAUGAACUAUUUCAAAUUACUUAUAUUAAGCAAACUAGACAGGACAAUUUAAUUGUUUUAUUUUAUUGACUGAUAGCCAGCCUCUCAACACUCAUAAUUUACAAAAUAAGCAUCUGUUUAGUGAGUCUGCCAGGUCAGAGGCAGUAGGGAUGACCAGGGAUGUUCUCUUGAUAAGUGUGUGAAUUGGAACAUUUUCCUGUCAAAAUGUAACAAGUACUUUUGGGUGUCAGGGAAAAUGUAUGGAGUAAAAAGUACAUUUUCAUUAGGAAUGUAGUGAAGUAAAAGUUGUCAAAAAAUAUAUAAAUAGUGUAGUAGUAUAGAUACACCAAAUUACUUUCGUACUUUUAGUAUUUUACACCACUGUCCAUAUGUUUCAUAGUUUAUCUUUACUAUUAUUCACUAUUUUUUCCUCAAUCUACACACAAUAUCCCCUAAUGACAAAUUUGCAAAUGUAUUACAAAUAAAACCCAUAUUCAGACCUUUUGUUAAUGAGAAUCAUCUUUACUAAUGUUGCAGAAAUCAGUAAAGAGAGCACACAGCUCAGACACCCAUGCAUACCCCACAUGACAUGCCACCAGAGGUCUCUUCACAGUCCCCAAGUCCAGAACAGACUAUGGGAGUCGCACAGUACUACAUAGAGCCAUGACUACAUGGAACUCUAUUCCACAUCAAGUAACUAAUGCAAGCAGUAAAACUAGAUUUUUAAAAACAAAACAAAUACACGUUAUUGAACAGCAGGACUGUGAAGAGACACAGGCACGCAUACACAUCUAAUAUAUACUGCCUAAUGUAUACUACACAUCUUGUAUAUACUGUUGUGUAUACUACACAGCUAAUAUACUGUAAUGUAUACUAUACAUCUAUUGUAUAUAAUGUAUCCUACACAGCUCACUGUCUACUACACUUAUCAUACUGUGUAUACUGUAAUGUAUACUACACAUCCUAAUAUACAGUGCAUUUGGAAAGUAUUCUGAACCUUUGACUUUUUCCACAUUUUGUUCCAUUACAGCCUUAUUCACAAAAAGAAAAUGCCCCUCAACCUACACACAAUACCCCAUAAUGACAUCACAAUACCCCAUAAUGACAUCACAAUACCCCAUAAUGACAUCACAAUACCCCAUAAUGACAUCAUAAUAC